GGAGGGGCCACGUCCGUGCCGGUCACGUGACUCUCUCGCUGUUCCAUGUUAUGUGUUUUUUUUUUUAAAUUUGUGUUUUGUUUUGUCCUGCUGCUCCCUCUCAUCUGUAUCAGGGCUCGUCAGACGCUAUGGACUUUAACGUGAAGAGGCUGGCCACCGAGGCUGGACUCUUCCUCACCCGCGCCGUUCAGUUCACUGAGGAGAAGCUGUGGCAGUCGGAGAAGACCAACCUGGACCAGGACUUUGAGAACCUAACGGUCCGGGCGGACUGCACCAAACACUGGACAGAGAAGAUCCUCAGGCAGACUGAGAUCUUGCUGCAGCCCAACCCAAUCGAUCACACAGGCGCCAGAAUCGAGGAGUUUCUCUACGAGAAGCUGGACAUGAAGGCCCCCUCCAGGGUCACCAAUUCGGAGCUACUGGGCCAGCACAUGGAGGACGCGGCAAAGGAGCUUGGACUUGAAAGUCCUUACGGCAGCACUUUGGUUAAGGUGGGUGAAUGUGAGAGGAGGUUGGGAGCAGUGGAGAAGGACUUCAUCCAGACAGCAGACAUCAGUUUUCUGAGCCCCCUGAGGAACUUCCUGGAAGGAGACUGUCGCAUCAUUUCUAAAGAGCGCCGCCUGCUGGAGAACCUGCGCCUGGACCUGGAUGCCUGUAAAACCCGAGUGAAGAAGGCGAAGGCGGCCGAGGCGAAGGUAGCGAGCGAGGCAGAAGUGGUUCCAGAUUUUCAGGAGACCAGACCUCGGAACUACGUGCUCUCUGCAAGCGCCUCUGCGCUGUGGACUGAAGAAGUGGAAAAAGCUGAGCAGGGGCUGAAGACGGCCCAGAAAGAGUUUGAUCGGCAAGCUGAAGUCACACGUUUGCUGCUGGAGGGCAUCAGCUGUACUCACGUGAAUCACCUGCGGUGCCUGCAUGAGUUUGUGGAGGCUCAGGCAGCCUAUUACAGACAGUGCCAUCUCCACAUGCAAGACCUGCAGGAGGAACUGAGAAGGCUUCCUGGCGGUUUUGCACAGAAUUCCAGUCAAAACGCCCCCCCUCCUUCCCUUCCGGAGCCGGAAAGUGUCAGCAGCCCGGUGGAGACGCUGACCAUUGAAGAAGUUCAGGCUCCAGCCUCAGGGACCCGAAAGGCCAAAGUCCUGUACGACUACGAUGCAGCAGACUGCAGCGAGCUGUCGCUGCUGGCAGAUGAGAUCAUCACAGUUUACACGAUGCCGGGGAUGGAGUCUGAUUGGCUGGUCGGGGAGAGAGGAAACCAGAGAGGGAGGGUGCCGGUCACCUACCUGGAGCUGCUCAGGCCAUUCUGCCAUGAGUCACUUCCCCAUCAUGAGGAAGGAGAGGAAGCCAGAGCUGUGCCCACUGGAUGAUGAGUGAAAGCUGUGGGAACGCCAGGCUGCAUGAAACAAAGCUCCUAAUGAGAACUCAAACAUGCUUUUUCUAUGAACUCUUCCCAUUUUUUAAGUUGAACAAUUGAAAUGUGUGCAUCUUUUUCGGGUAAAAGUGUAUGUGUGCCAAGAAAUAUGAAUUAACUAAAAAAAAACCCUGUGGUGACAUCAGUAGCUGUGUUUCCAUGAAGUUGCACAAAUUGGAUUUGGGGUACUAAAUUCGCUUGAUUGAAACACACACAAAAAAAUGAAACUGGCUGCCUUGGGCAUUGAAAUAACGGGCUCCGCAGGAAGCUCAUGCAAAAGUGUUGCAUCCACAGCUCUUCUGCAAAACCACCAACCACCAUUUCCCAAAAUGCUUCAUCCGUACCCGCUCCCCCCUUUAAAGAGGUCGCUGCUUCAUGGUCCAAAUAAGACGCAGACGUCUCCUUUGAUAGAAUAUGAUGAGCACUAGUGCUGUGGCCUAAAUUUGUAUGCAUCUGCUGUAAAUUAAAGUAUUGUUCACAUCCUC
Messenger RNA from Oryzias latipes (Japanese medaka), 1893 nucleotides. RefSeq names its product endophilin-B2. NCBI's taxonomy places the organism in Eukaryota, Metazoa, Chordata, Actinopteri, Beloniformes, Adrianichthyidae. Gene Ontology annotation, biological process: membrane organization. The record is from RefSeq and is a predicted model, not a curated record. Gene Ontology annotation, molecular function: protein binding. Gene Ontology annotation, cellular component: cytoplasm; membrane.